ACGUUAGUUUAUUAAAUUCAAAAUGGCAUUAUUCCGAUUUUGUAGAGAAUAGUAAAGUUAGUGAAAUUCGCUUAAGGAAAAUAUUAGUCUCAUUCAUAUUCAAUAUAAAUAGAGCUAAAAUAACUUACUGCAUUACACAAUUUCUUGCGUAAACGGGAAGUUUCCAGUAAAAAAUUAAACAUCAUAAGGUGGUUUGCCAAUCUAAAAGGCGGGAGAAAGGAAUAAUGCCGCGCACUAAAGUUUCCAAAUCCACUAAGCGGUUUCGCGAGACAUCCCAUUGUGAAGAGAAAUUGCGGGAGUUCGAAGCUUCUUUCGAUGGCUAUAUGCACACUUUGAAGGCAAAAGGCGAAACGCAAAUCAAAGCCAUUGCAGACAAACUAGAUAUGUUAUUAAUGCUCACAGAUUCGAGUAUUCUUCAAUUGGUAAUGGGUGAUUUACUGACCUUCAAUUUGACAAAGCUCGAAGAUUGCAAACAAUUUGCUAAUACUUUACCUACCAGUAACAACGGCACUCUUAAAAAAAAAUCUACCAAACAAUUAAACCCCAACGAUGAAGGUUACCUUACAGAGGAUAGCGCAAAUGGCGGCAGUAACAUUGGCGCCUCGACGUCAACCUUAACUGCGUACAGUCGGCCAUCUGUAAAACAGCAGCCACAGCGUGGUCGUACUCCCGGGCCGUUAAGUUCAGCUCGUGCUCGACGCCCGCGUCGUAGUCGCUCAGUUUGCGAUGACAUAAUGCACGUGUCGUCAGUUAAAUCCGCAAAAAGUUCAUCGAGUGUAAUGGAUACACAUAUUUCCCGCAGCAAAAUGCGUACUCCGACAGCUUCGCGUUCCAAAGCCUUCAGUGCUGAUCGCACGUCGCAAUUGUGUGGGCAACAAUUUCCUUCGACAACGUCGGUGCAAUCGCCGGCGGCAGCAUUUUUGCGUUGGCCUAAACCUGGCGAAGUGGUGUUAUCCAAAUGUGGAAGUCCAGUCGUAGCGCAAGUCAUGCCGGACAAAUACGCAAAUGUAAAUAUUCCUACACGGAAUGGAGUAUUUUCUUUACGCCCAAAGAAACUGGAUGACUUGAAAUCGGACAUAAUCGAUGCAAUCGAUCAAGACACACUCAACCAAAUACGAACAUUGCACGAUAACUUAAAUAUGAUUAUGAAACUGGCAGAUAGCUCAGUGCAGAAAUAGGGCAGUAUAAUCUAUCUAUUGGUCGCUUUUUAUAAUUCUUAUUAAUUUAAUUUCUCUACAAAAUAUAAUUUUACAUUAAACUUACAUUACAUUAUUAAAUUUUAUAUCGUGCUUUUAUUUUUCUAGUUAAACCGAAGUUAAUUUGGAAAUAAUGUAUGUUGUUUAUUGUAUGCAGAUUAUAGCACAACAAACUUUUGGCAAUUCAAAAGAAAAUAAACGCAAAAGGAUUUAUAUCCUUGAGUAUAAAAUAUUUAUGAAAACCAGAAUUCACUCAGAACAAGGCUUUUGUUAAACCACUAACUAAUAAAACGAUUAGAGCUAUAUAGUUUUUUAAAAUUAGAUACAAUUGUAAAACUUAAAAAAGUAAUAAAUAUGUAUUUAUGUGCACAUGUUUUAAA
Molecule: messenger RNA, 1576 nt
Organism: Anastrepha obliqua
Lineage: Eukaryota; Metazoa; Arthropoda; Insecta; Diptera; Tephritidae
Product: borealin-like
Exons: 4
Coding region: 225-1178 (317 amino acids)
Biological process (GO): mitotic sister chromatid segregation
Cellular component (GO): chromosome passenger complex; spindle midzone; chromosome, centromeric region
Source: RefSeq, a predicted model, not a curated record